This is a messenger RNA of Hyposmocoma kahamanoa, 2143 nucleotides long. RefSeq names its product probable serine/threonine-protein kinase fhkE. Gene Ontology annotation, molecular function: ATP binding; protein serine/threonine kinase activity. The record is from RefSeq and is a predicted model, not a curated record. Gene Ontology annotation, biological process: protein phosphorylation; intracellular signal transduction; positive regulation of apoptotic process. Gene Ontology annotation, cellular component: nucleus. The coding region runs from base 1 to 1989 and encodes 662 amino acids. The transcript has 6 exons. NCBI's taxonomy places the organism in Eukaryota, Metazoa, Arthropoda, Insecta, Lepidoptera, Cosmopterigidae.
AUGCCAACCACACCAUCUAAGCAUAUGGGCUCUCUGGACACCUCCUCUGCACCAAUUCAUUUUGCGACGUCCUCGUCGAUGAGAGCCGCCGUGCUGCCAUCGUCGAGCAGAGCGGGCAAAUUCGGCACAGUAUAUCUAUGUCGGGAGAAGUCUACCGGGUUGGAGCUAGCAGCGAAGCUGGUGUCGGUGAGCCGACGCGACGAACGACGUAACGUGGAACGCGAGGUGGACGUUAUGCGACGUUUGCGCCAUCCCAGACUCAUACAGCUGUAUGACGCUUAUGAUUGGGGUAAACACAUGUGUGUUGUACUUGAACUCAUUACAGGCGGAGAGCUGUUCGAGCGAGUGAUCGAUGAAGACUUUGUUCUAACCGAGCGAGCCUGCACCGUGUUCAUGCGACAGAUCUGCGAGGGCAUCGAGUUCGUGCACCGACAGAACAUACUGCAUCUUGACAUGAAGCCAGAAAACAUCCUGUGCCUGACAAAGGCAGGCAAUCGGAUAAAGAUUAUCGAUUUCGGUCUCGCUCGGUUCUAUGACCCGGAGAAGAAGCUUCAAGUUCUCUUCGGCACACCGGAGUUCGUCGCUCCCGAAGUGGUUAACUUUGACCAGAUCGGAUACGGCACUGAUAUGUGGUCCGUCGGUGUCAUUUGUUAUGUGCUCUUGUCGGGCUUAUCCCCGUUCAUGGGCGAGACGGACAUAGAAACAAUGGCCAACGUGACGGUAGCCAAGUAUGACUUCGAUGAUGAGGCUUUCAACGAGAUCUCCGAGGACGCCAAAGACUUCAUCAAAAAAUUGCUCGUUAAAGACAAAGAGUCGCGUCCCAGCGCCGCUGACUGCUUGCGCCAUGUGUGGCUACAACGGCGCUCUCCACCAACCAAGCCCCAGCCACGACCACAACCUUCGCCCAAACAAGAACUUGACGUUGCCAAAGACAACCUCCGCCUUUUUGUUGAACGCUGGAGUGAACAUCCCAACUCGCCUUAUGUAUUUGACAACCAAGCCCACGAAAUCACAUGCCUCAUGAACUGCGAGCGAUCCUCUAUAGGCGGGUGUUCCCCUUCACCCAGAAGCUCUCUUGGCAGUUCCCCAGAUGUCGUCUUUGACGAGGACGACCUGGCACCCCCACCGAUCAAAGAUAACAACUUCCUCUCAUCUAGAUAUAACCCAGUGGAACGACGGGCCUCGGACAGCAAUUGCUUCUUACACAAACGACAUGACGUCUUCGUUCGGAAAAAUUUGGCCGAGGAAAUUAAGAAACUCUCUGAUCAUUUGUAUAUGCUGUCCACGAUGAAUACGGAUUUGGCAAACAACAACAACAGUGCCAAAGAACUAGAUAAAAACGUCACUCAAGCUAAAUCAUUUACGAAGGAAGAGACGGCAACACCGAACGGUUUCAAAAAGCAGACAAAAUCAACGGUAUCAAGAACGAUAACAAAUGGCGAUGCUUGUAGUACAGAGAAAAAAAUCUUUACGUCGCGAUCUAGUCAUAAAAUAUCAACGUCAUUCUUAACAGAGAGAGAUCACGACAGACCAAUGACAAGCAAAAUGCCCUGGGCGAAGUCUGCUACCACAAGGUCGAAGAAACUCACAACCAGCAGCCGAGAUGUACCGGAUCAACCAACAGAGAGACGAAACUCUUUCUUCCAGGAAUUUGACAAGCGUCGUGACAAGAUAGACAAACUAGUGAACGGCACGGAAAAUGGUCGACAAUUGCCUUACAGACGGGGAGAUGAAAACAAUGCUCACAGAACUAAAGAUUUAUUGCUCCAUUUGCUUGAAAAGUGGGGUGAGACAGAAACUGAAGGGGAAAGAACGGCGGGAGGAACGUCGAACGGUGGAAGACAUCAGUCGAUAUCGUUAGAAUGGUCACCCUCGAAUCAACUAGCGCAUAAUUCUAUGUCAAGCCUUCACGCCUUCUUCCAAAGACAGACAUCAGACGAAAAGACGAAGAGGAAAAAAGUCACAACGAAUAUGGAAAGCUCUAAAUGAUUUCAUGGUGUGCCAUGACAUGACAUUAGUUACCAAAGUAAGAGAUUAUUUUUAAGGGCUUUAGUGAAAAAUGACAAUUGAAUAGGUAUGAAUCUAGUCUUCAGGUCACAAAAUAAAUUACAAGACUGAAGUUUUCGGGAAAUUCAUCAACAAA